Molecule: messenger RNA, 1567 nt
Organism: Symsagittifera roscoffensis
Lineage: Eukaryota; Metazoa; Xenacoelomorpha; Acoela; Convolutidae
Exons: 7
Coding region: 195-1436 (413 amino acids)
Source: RefSeq, a predicted model, not a curated record
ACUUCCAUAUAAUUUCCACCUGCACGUCAAAACAAAUAUCCCUGAGAUUGUUUUCAUUUAAUUUUCGUCAAAACAUAAUUUGGAAAACAAUCAAUUUCGUUCGUCCAAUCGUUUUUCUCCGCGUGCAGCACCUUUUCAGCAAACGUUUUAUUGAAAAAUAUUUUGACUGAUUACUGUAAAAAUUAUCGACAAAGAUGACAAACCCGAAAGAUAACUCCUCGUUGCCAAUUUUCGACAAAUUCGAAUUGAUGGAUAGUCACCAAUCUCAAAUUGCACGGGACACGGUGAACCGAAAAGACUACACCAAAAAGUGUGUGUCUCGUUCCUUGAGCAACCCCUGCACGUACGACUAUAACAUGCGAAGCACCGGAGCACCUAGUCACGUGAAAAACCAGCUGACAUUCACAGGAGGAAUCGCCAGCUUCAUCGGAGAGCCGGAGCAAAGUUUCCGACGAGUUACGACUAAUCCAACAUUAUCAACUGGUAGAAAAGACAGUCUAAAUAAAUCUUUGGAUCUGACCUCCCAGUCGAAAGUUGCUUCAAAAAUGGUUGAUUUGGGAAGACGUGAAAACAUUACGAUGUCCGCAAGACCUUUCAAUGAACUGUUGAACAAAAAAGUGACUUAUAGCGGAAGCAAUAAAAACGAAGUGAUGCAAGGAAGACGAGCUGAACAAGCAAGAGUGACUGAAAAUGUAACCAAGCAUGUAACUGAACUUCUGGGAAAGGGUGGUCCGAUAACUAAUGGACUGAAUGGUGUUGUCUCUAAUGGUUUGGGAGAUGGACAAACUGCAGAUAUAAAGGACUUGGUGAAAGAUGCUGUGAAGGAGUAUUUUGACAGUAUGAAUCUGCCCCAGCUAGCCUCCCAAUCUUACUCACGCAGUCCACUGCAACAGAAGCCGCAGACGUUGGGCAACCCAGAGUUCAGAGGCUACAAUGAGUCUGGCGAGGAGGUGUGGGCGGUGGUGAAGAAAGACCCCUUUGCAGAACUUGGGCUGAUGAAUACAAGUGCAUCCAGACCAGGAAGCAGAAUGAUGGCUUUGAGACAGUCAGCGCCUCCCAACUCAUUCCAGAGAUCCCAGAACCAGCUGUGGAACAAUGAUGGCGACUUCCAGAAUAGUCUGAACAGCUGGGCCAUGGCUGCUCCCAGUCACGAGCGGGAGAUAGUGAAGAACCUACUGAAAAGACUGAAUGGAGGCCAAACUCCUGCGGAAUUUGCAAACAGACCUUCGCGACGUGCUGCUAGUGCCACACCCGUGGAACCCUACCAAUACCAGUGUGAUCUGAGCAUGUUCUCCAACCCGCCCUUCAACCCCUCCAGACACUUCACCAUAAAUCCAGAGUGGACCAGCGAACGCCUAGAGGUCAAGAAGAUCCCAGCUGCCCAUCUGCACCCGUCGGCUACUCUGAAAAACAAACUGGGACUUCUCAGAAGCUGAUCUAAUAGAAACGAGAAGACCAAAAAUAAUAAGUAAAGCUAAGCUAUGGAAUUAAAGACACGCAAUGAAAAAUUGAAUUAAUAAUUUUAAAAAAUGCUUCGCUAAUUUAGAUCCAAAUGAUCGUUUUUAAA